This is a messenger RNA of Otolemur garnettii (small-eared galago), 3453 nucleotides long. It is a transcript of the gene RTN4RL1, whose product is annotated as reticulon 4 receptor like 1. Gene Ontology annotation, molecular function: protein binding. The transcript is spliced from 5 exons. Lineage: Eukaryota; Metazoa; Chordata; Mammalia; Primates; Galagidae. Gene Ontology annotation, cellular component: plasma membrane. The coding region runs from base 1 to 1683 and encodes 560 amino acids. The record is from RefSeq and is a predicted model, not a curated record.
AUGCUUCGCAAAGCGAAGCCAGCGGUCAGUCACCGCGCGGCCCGAGCGCUCACCGCGCGCCCUAGCUCCCCAGGCGGGGCCCGGAUGCGGACGCUUUCCCUGCAGCCCUACUUGGAUCCUCAGGCACAGGCUCUAAGCACCCAGCGGCUGAAGGCAGCAGACAAGCAGCGGCGCCUGAAGCUGGCUGCCCGGGCCCUGCGGGAGCUGGCUAAGGCGGGAGCUCAGGGGGUGGUGGGCACGACUCAUCUCAUGUCUACUGGGGGAGAGACCACUGUGCCCCCAGAGGUGGGCCUCUUGGCAGCUUACUGGAUUGAUUCCAGAGGGUUGUGGUAUGGUGGUGACAACUACAUCAGCCAAGGGUGCUGUGUGGAACUGCUGCUGCUGCUGCUGGCCGGGGAGCUGCCCCUGGGCGGUGGCUGCCCCCGGGACUGCGUGUGCUACCCGGCACCUAUGACGGUCAGCUGCCAGGCGCACAAUUUUGCUGCCAUCCCCGAAGGCAUCCCUGUGGACAGCGAGCGCAUCUUCCUGCAGAACAACCGCAUCACGCUCCUCCAGCAGGGCCACUUCAGCCCUGCCAUGGUCACCCUGUGGAUCUACUCCAACAACAUCACCUUCAUCGACCCCAACACCUUCGAGGGCUUUGUGCACCUGGAGGAGCUGGACCUCGGUGACAACCGGCAGCUGCGGACACUGGCGCCGGAGACCUUCCAGGGCCUGGUGAAGCUCCACGCCCUCUACCUCUAUAAGUGUGGGCUCAGUGCCCUGCCGGCAGGCAUCUUUGGUGGCCUGCACAGCCUGCAGUACCUUUAUUUGCAGGACAACCACAUCGAGUACCUCCAGGAUGACAUCUUUGUGGACCUGGUCAACCUUAGCCACCUGUUUCUCCAUGGCAACAAGCUGUGGAGCCUGGGCCAGAACACCUUCCGGGGCCUGGUGAACCUGGACCGUCUGCUGCUGCAUGAGAACCAGCUGCAGUGGGUCCACCACAGGGCUUUCCAUGACCUCCGCAGGCUGACCACUCUCUUCCUCUUCAACAAUAGCCUCUCCGAGCUACAGGGCGAAUGCCUGGCUCCUCUGGGGGCCCUGGAGUUCCUCCGCCUCAACGGGAACGCCUGGGACUGUGGCUGCCGGGCGCGCUCCUUGUGGGAAUGGCUGCAGAGGUUCCGAGGCUCCAGCUCCGCUGUUCCCUGCGUGGCCCCAGAGCUGCGGCGUGGCCAGGACCUGAAGCUGCUGAGGGCUGAGGACUUCCGGAACUGCACCGUGCCUGUGUCCCCACACCAGAUCAAAUCACAUACGCUCACCACCACCGACAGGGCUGCCCGCAAGGAGCACCACCCGUCCCAUGGCUCCACCAGGGACAAGGGUCACCCCCACGGCCAUCUGCCUGGCUCCCGGUCCGGCUACAAGAAGUCAGGCAAGAACUGCACCAGCCACAGAAACCGCAACCAGAUCUCUAAGGCAGGCACCGGGAAGCAGGCCCCUGAGCUGCAGGACUAUGCCCCUGACUACCAGCACAAGUUCAGCUUUGACACCAUGCCCACGGCACGGCCCAAGAGAAAGGGCAAGUGUGCCCGCAGGACCCCCAUCCGUGCCCCCAGCGGGGUACAGCAGGCCUCCUCGGGCAGUUCCCUAGGGGCCUCGCUCUUGGCCUGGAUACUGGGGCUGGCAGUCACUCUCCGCUGAGGACCCAGGGUGUCAGCGCCCAGCACUGCCACUUGUCCACCAAGGAACAGAAUUUCUUUUCUUUUUUACAAGUGGAGGAUCUGCUGAGUUUCAGGAAAAGGCUGGUAGAGGCUUUGGCUGCUGUCUAGACCCUCCCAUGUGGAUUAUAAACCCAAAGUGUACAGCCCUGGGCAGGAGGGGUUUAGUACAUCUCACUCAGCUGCCCCAGCCAGCCUCCACAGAGCACCCACAGACAGUGUCCACUCCAACAAUGUGGUAAAAGGUGCACGACGUGAAUCCUUCAUUAGCAACAGUGGGACAAUUGCCCCUUAUGGGAGCUGGGCUCUGUGGAAUCUUGAUCAUCUGGAGAGGUUUGAAGGGCCCCCCUGCAUUCCUGAAGGAUACAGAACUUGAAGAACAAACGGGGCUCACCAAGAGCCUGGGCCCACCAGCAGGCUGGGAACAUGCACGCAGGUGGCAUCUCAGCUCUUGCCUGAGGCCGCUUAGUCAGUCUCCCCUGAAUCCAACCCCAUGCCACCUUUAGCCCCUCCCUCGGUGGUCACGCCUCUCAUUCCUGAUGUCUCAGGCAACCCUGGCAGACCCAGGCCCAACUGCUAGGGUCCAAGAACCAAUUACCAAAGGAAAGAUCAUCAGAGGCUGAAAUUUAGAACUUUAUCACGUGCAGUGAGGUUCUCACAGAAGGUGCAGUUUUAUAACUAUGUCCACUUAUAUAUAUACACACCCUACAUAUACAUAGAUAUACAGAUGCACAGGUCCCCCGUCCCGCUCCAUUACCAAACUGUAUGUCUUUUCAUGUUUAUAAACUGUACGGAAAACUAUAUCUGCUGAACCUAAGGAUUGUAUUGGUGAUUUCUAGCAAGAAAAAAGUUAUAGGAUUUUUGUCUAGAAUCCCAACCUGGCAACAAUAGUCCCUAUGUAACCGGGCUUGCCAGGGGCCUGGGGCAAAAUGUCAGUGGGGAGGGUUAAGGAGAAGGGGAGGCAGCAAGCAUCACUUCAGGGGACCAAUAUUCUUAGAUAUUUAGAACAUCACCUUGUUUUUAUAUGCAACACAAGCCUGUCUGCCACCCUGGAGCUCCCCGGCCCCUGCUAUAGUAGCUGUUGGCUUCAGGGUGAGAAGUGAGAAGCAGCUUGUUGGAUGUCAGGGAGUCAGUCCCUGGGGGCAGGCGGGAAGGAGAAAGAGAAGGAAGGGGCUCUGGGAAUUUUAAGCCAGCGGGUGAGACAGCAUUCACAGUGUUAGUCCAACGGGUUGGACAGUGUCGUCAGCCUUGCGUGUGGCCAGCGAUAGUCUGGACAGACCAGGGAGACUGGGCAUGAGCCCAGGCCUCCAGCAUGGAUCAGCUGCUAAAGCUUUCCUUCAGGCUCUUCUUCAGCAAGGACCCUACACAGGUUGGCAGGAGGGAGGGAUCAGGUGGCCUUAGCAGAAGGGAACCGAUGAGGGCAUUUCUAGAACCAUCUCAGGCACUUCUGCAUUACAGAGGCCCCAUCCUUCCUGACCCUCUGGAGAUGCCCAGGGACAGGCAGAGGUCAGGGAGCCAGACUCAGGGGUCAGGAACAGGGACAGGCAGCAUGCAGGGCAUGGAGCAGGUGAGCCCAGACAGGGAGGAGGGGCUCUAGUGGAAGUCGGCCACACUGCUGGCCACGGGCCCCAGUGGGCACAAUCUCCUUUGCGCUUUGCACAAACCUGAAUUCCCCACCAGAGAGGAUGUGUGUGAGGAGCGAGAAACACUGAAUCCAAUUAAGAGAGAAUAAUAAUAAUAAUAAAUUAUCUUG